Molecule: messenger RNA, 4898 nt
Organism: Pseudomyrmex gracilis
Lineage: Eukaryota; Metazoa; Arthropoda; Insecta; Hymenoptera; Formicidae
Product: kinesin-like protein KIF20A
Exons: 4
Coding region: 198-4568 (1456 amino acids)
Biological process (GO): microtubule-based movement; mitotic spindle organization
Molecular function (GO): ATP binding; microtubule binding; microtubule motor activity
Source: RefSeq, a predicted model, not a curated record
CACAUCAGAUGCGGUGUUAAGUCGUACAGUGAAUGUGUACAACGCAAAUUGUGCAGGGAAUGUGUAGUAUUAUUAUAUAUUAUUUUUUAUAUGUGUUAUAUUAUUUUUUUAUUCGCGAAGUGUUUGUCGAAUUUUAAAACGAUACAAAAUUAGCAUUUGUUUAAGACACGAGGAGGUUUAUUACGCGAUACAACAAGAUGGAGAAUACAUUGGAUUCGAUUCGUCCAUCAGAAAGCCUGGAAGAAAUGUCAUAUCUCUUUGGUAGAGACCCAAGUAUUUUGGCUUAUAAUCAGAGGCCAAUUCCUUCUAAAAAUACUAAAAAAAAGUUACUCUCACUUUAUGAAGUGGAAGAAAACAGUGCAACUAAAGUUAGCGAAAACAGUGACAAUGUGUCAGAAAAUUCCCAACAUAUACAAACUAUGAAGGUAUAUUUAAGGCUUAAACCAUUUCCAAAGAAGUUAAAAUUAACGGAAGAACAGCAAACUGCAUAUGAGAUUGUAAAUUCUACAACACUAGUUACAAAACUACCCAUAUUAGAUACAAGUUCUGUCAAACAACCUAAAAGUACAGAGAAUAUAUGCAAGAAAUUUAUUUUUUCCCAAACGUUCGGACCAGAAACUACUCAGUUGGAAUUAUUUGAGCAAACAGUCCAGCAGCAGAUGGUAGAUUUCUUAGCUGGACAUAAUUGCACAAUAAUGACAUAUGGUACUACAAAUUCUGGAAAAUCUUAUACACUGCAAGGAACCAACACCUCACCUGGACUCAUACCACGUGCACUGGAAUUUAUAUUUUCUAAUAUUACAGUAAAACCAAAUCCGCUCUACAAACCUCUGCAUUAUAACGAUGUAAUCAGUCUUAGCGCGCUGGAUCGCGCGCAAGAACUUGAAGCGAAGACUAAAUUGCUCACGUUCAGUUCUGUGGAUAAGCAUCAGUACAUGAAUUCUUACAAGGAAAUGCAGAAGUUGUUGCACGAGGAAUUAGUUCGUCCCAGUGAAUGUCACGACGCUCAUUACUCGAUUUGGGUGUCGUUCGCGGAAAUUUACAAUGAAAUUGUAUACGACUUGUUGUCAAAUGAAUGUCAGAAAAAGAGAAUGCCGUUAAAACUCGGAUCAGAUUCUUCUGGUCGAGCGUUUAUCAGAGGUUUGAAAAAUGUGUAUGUUAAUUCAGCAGCGGAGGCUUAUCAGGUUUUAAUGGCAGGACAGUACAAUUUGAAAGUAGCCGCUACGGCACUGAACGCAAAAAGUUCGAGAUCUCAUUGCAUAUUCACUAUUAUACUUUUGAAAUACUAUGCGGAACACCAACCUGAGACUGUUGAAGUGAGCACGUUUUCUUUUUGUGAUCUGGCGGGCUCCGAGCGUUUGAAGAAAACACUGAACGUCGGAGACAGACUAAAAGAAGCGCAAAAUAUCAAUACAAGUUUACUGGUGCUGGGAAGAUGCUUGAAAUCUAUUCACGAAGGGCAAUUGACAAGAACAAAACCGGAUGCUGUCGGGCCGUUCAGAGAAUCAAAAUUAACCAGACUUUUCCAACGAGCGUUGUCCGGUAGAGAACACUUGGCUCUCAUUGUGAACGUUAAUCCCUUGCCGAAUCUUUACAUCGAGACUCAAAAUGUUUUGAAUUUUGCUGCUAUUGCGAAAAAAAUUGUGAUCGAAAAAAAGAAGGAAAUACAGAAAAAGAAAGCCAAGUCCAGAUUCUCGCAAAUAGUCAUGCAGAGUAUGCAGACGGUAACCGAUUGGGAUUCUCUGGAAGUGGAAAAUGUGGACUCGCAACAAGCGGAUAUUCCCGAGGAAACCACAUCGGAUUAUCUCACAUCGGAAGAAUACAUGGACGUUGUGAAAGAAAACGAAAAGUUGAAAAAAGAAAUCGUCAUGUUAAAGAAUUCGGCUCUGCUUCGAGAUUUUCAGAGUCGGCAAGAAAUGGCCGAACAAUACAUCGCUAAGAUAAACGAGCUCGAGGUCGAUUGGAAAAAACGUAUAAACGACGUGGAGGCUCAGCACGAAGACGAUCUCGACUGGACGGUGAAGCAGCUUGAGGAGUUUUACGAGAAAAAAUUAAAUCAGCUGCGCAAGAGGAAGAGACCACGCAACGACGACGAUGACAAUGAAGAAGAUAAUAACGGUCAUGAUUCAACUAUCGCGGAGUUGAGCGAACAAAAUACAAAAUUGCAAGAUAAGAACGAAUUGUUGAAAAAAUCAUUGACUGAGAUUAAAGUAACGAACGAGACGUUAAUUGUGGAGAAAAAUAAAAUUAGUUUCCAAUUGGGACUGUUGAAGGAGGAUUUGAAGGUAACGAAAAGUCUUCUGAAAGUUGCUCUGGAAGAUAUUCAUCUUAACGACGACGGCAAAGCUUUUAUAGAAGAAAUGAAAUCGCAAUUGUCCAUCAAGGACGAGCAAAUAAAAAAUCUCAAAAUCGUUCUCAAUGAAGCGAAAGAUGAAUACAUUACUAUUACGUCUGACUUGAGGAAAAAAGAACUUUGUAUCGACGAGCAAGCAAAGACCAUAAUAGAACAGGAGGAAAAAAUUGAGGACUUGGAGUUGGAUCUUGAGCAAGUUAACGUUUGCUUGGCAGAGAAGAGCAGAAUUGUGGAGAUUCUAGACGAAAAGGUGGAACACCAAAAUGAAAAGCUGUCUGAUUACGAGAACAAGAUGAUACAACUGCAAGAAGAAAUUAAUCAGUUGAAGAAUGAGAGAUCAGUGCUGAGAUCUUCAAAAACAUCAACAUCAAAGACGUUUGUUCAAGACGAGUAUGAGGAAAUUUUUAUAAAAGAAGAAUUGAUCGUAGGCGACACGUCAGACAACUUGAAUAACGUGACGAAAACUAUGCAGAAAGAAUCAAAGAUCGAUAAAACUGAUUUGAUUAAUUUUACUUUUCCACUGGAAACAUCUUCAAAACAAAUCUCUGAAUCAAUGGACAUUUCGCAGCAAAAUAUUGAACACGGCAAACAGACGUUUGUGGAAAUAGGUUGCCAGGUGGAUGUAAAUAACGACGGUGUUGAAAAUAAGGAAAGCGCUCGGGAAGAAGCGGCUGUGCAGACCGACGAACUUUCGAACGACGAUGUUACGAAAAUGGAAGAACUGACCGCACGAUACAACGAUAUUCAAGCGCAGUACGAACGAGACCGUGCGAAAGUUAAAGAGUUGACCGAGAAGCUGCGCGAUACGGAAAAGACAGUACAAUUAUUGAAUGAAGAAAAUCAAUCAAAUAAGACUGCCGUAGACGAAUACAAACACUCCGUGCAGGUGCUUGAACAGCAAUUGUCACUCGCCGCGGAAGACAAGCAAAAAGCGGAAGAAGCGCUAUCGAGUUCUAACACGGUUUUUGAGCAAAGAAUCGCGAAUUACGAACGUGAGAUCGUUGAAUUGAAAAGAGAUCUUUCGACCGCGCGGAGUAAUGUUCAGCAAUCGUUGGAUAAAUUCGAAUCGAUGCAGGAAGAAUUCAACAACUACAUAUUGAAGCGCAAAGAAGAAACAAAUAUUCACAAACCGGACGAUCGCAUCGCGGCCGAUGACGUGAAACACUUGGAUGAGCUUAAAGAAAAAAUGUUGGAAUUGGAAAAAAGCGCGGAAACUAUAGCAAAGCUGGAACGUCACAUCGACGAAUUGAACGGAAAUUUGAAAACCUGCGAAAUGGAGAAGAAGUGUAUUAAGGAGACACUCGAGAAAAACGAGAAGAGACUGUCGGAGCUUGAAAAUCGGCUGGCGGUAACGGUUUCCAAGGAACAAGAGAAAGACGUUGAAAUCUCGACCUUGCAGAGAGAAUUGAAACAAUCGAUACAGAGAUACGAAAGUGCCGCGAAGGCUGACGACAAGAUGGAAGCCGAGCUAAAAACCAUCAUGAGCGAAUUGACCCAGACAAAAGAGAAACUGUUUCAAAGGGAACAGGAUGUCAAGGAGCUGAAUAUACGUUUGGAGAACUACGAGAAAAACGCGAAGUUCAUUAACCUGUUCGAGGAGACUGCGAAGGAACGGCAAAUUGAAAACGAGCGACUGAGAAAUCUAAAUGAGGAACUGAAAACUAAUUUAAUGCACAAAGAAUGCGAGAUGAAUGCGUUUAUGAAGAACAGAGACGAGACAGUCACCAAGUAUGAGGCUUUAGUGAAGAACCAGCAGGAGGAUUUGGACAGACAGAAGAGAGAAGUGAAGAGGUAUCAAGAAUUGUUUUGUAGACAGCUUACGCCUACGCCGGACACUUACAAGAAGUUGCAGGAUCAGGUAGAAUUUCUUCAGGAGAGGCUGCAGAAAUACGAGACUGGUGACAAUGCGAAAGCUAAAGAUUAUUACGACGUCACGUCGGAGGACGACAGUUCGAUUAAGUCACAACGUACCAAAUCACGACGUGGGAAAAAGACCGCGUCUCGUCUCAAGCGGGAGGAUGAUGUGCCGGUUGUCGAAUUGUCUGAAUCCGAAUCGAAACGCAACACGAGACGCGCGGCUCUGCCGCUUCCGGAAUCGUCCAACGAUUCAAAACGAACAACUCGCAGGAGAAAGUUGUUCGUCGACGAUUCGCUUGUCGACAUCGAGCCGGUCGAGACCAACACAACUCGAACUUUGAGAAAUCGCAAAAAAUAGAAAUAGAAAAUAGAGAACGCACGUAAAAGAUGUACUGUAUAAAAAUGUGCGCACGUGCCUUUGAGAAGAAGAAAAAGAAAAGAAAAAGAGAUUCGUGUGUAAGGUGAUAAUAAAAUAACGUUAGAAUAAUGUACAAAAACGCGUGAAGGAGACAAACACAAAUGUAUAGCAAUAAGGAUAUCAAAAACGUGUAACUGACUAUACGUUGCGCUAUCAAAUCAAUUAUAGUAUCGAUAAAAAUACUAUUUUUCUAAUUACUAGUUUCUAAUGUUGAUCUUCACAAAAUGUUUUUACAAACUUUCCUAGCGAGUUGUAAGAUCUAAAAGUAGC